UAAGAAGCCAAAAUUUAGUAAGCGAAAAUGUCAAGUUUACAGGCGUCAAACUCAUUCAAAAGUCCAAAGAUCCUAUUUAGAGUGGAAACUACACAACCCCAAUUCGUUCCAAUUCAUCCUGUAAUUUAACUCUUCAAUUUCUGCUUUUGGUGUUGUCUUUUAUUCAAUUUCGUAAAUUAGGGUUCAUCUUUGAAGUUUAUUGAAUCGGAAAAUGGCAGCAAUUUAUAGCCUUUACAUCAUCAACAAAUCUGGAGGUCUCAUUUUCUACAAGGAUUAUGGAUCGGCUAGUAGAAUGGACACAAACGAUACAUUGAGAUUAGCGAGUUUAUGGCAUUCUAUGCACGCCAUUUCUCAGCAGCUUUCUCCUAUUUCUGGAUGUUCUGGGAUCGAACUUCUUGAAGCUGAUAACUUUGAUCUUCAUUGCUUUCAGUCUCUCACUGGAACCAAGUUUUUUGUGGUAUGUGAACCUGGAACACAACAUAUGGAGCAUCUUUUGAAAUAUAUUUACGAGUUGUACACAGAUUAUGUAUUGAAAAAUCCUUUCUAUGAAAUGGAGAUGCCUAUUCGCUGUGAGCUCUUCGACAUUAACCUUGCCCAAGCUGUGCAAAAGGAUCGUGUUGCUUUGUUGGGUCGAUGAUCUAUCAAACGCAAUGGUUUAACCUUAGUUUCUUCUUGUUUUUGAACUUUCAUUAUGUUUUGUAGCAGUUGCAGUUUGUUGCACCUUUAUGAGUUGGUUUAGUUGAAAACAAGAUGCACUGUGUUGCGAGUUUAGUUAUCUGAAAUUGUAAGUACUGAAACAAUUAAGAAAUUAUAAAAUAGUACCCCUCCGUUCUCAUUUGUUUUCACAUUUUUUAUUUAGAAAUUU
This is a messenger RNA of Amaranthus tricolor (Joseph's coat), 865 nucleotides long. RefSeq lists its product as uncharacterized. Gene Ontology annotation, biological process: endoplasmic reticulum to Golgi vesicle-mediated transport. Bases 212 to 637 code for a protein of 141 amino acids. NCBI's taxonomy places the organism in Eukaryota, Viridiplantae, Streptophyta, Magnoliopsida, Caryophyllales, Amaranthaceae. Gene Ontology annotation, cellular component: TRAPP complex. The transcript is spliced from 3 exons. The record is from RefSeq and is a predicted model, not a curated record.